Messenger RNA from Cannabis sativa, 1784 nucleotides. Its product is annotated as stemmadenine O-acetyltransferase. Bases 159 to 1520 code for a protein of 453 amino acids. The record is from RefSeq and is a predicted model, not a curated record. The transcript has a single exon. Lineage: Eukaryota; Viridiplantae; Streptophyta; Magnoliopsida; Rosales; Cannabaceae.
UGGUACAUGGUUAGGUUUUUUUAUAUAUACUCUCAAAUCUUUCCUAUAAAUAUAUGAGACUAUCACAAAGCCAGUGAUAAACUAGCUCCAACAAAACAAAGAACAUACAGUUAUAAUAUAUAUAUAUAUAUAUAUAUAUAUAUAUAUAUAAAUAUAUAAUGGAGGUGAGCAUUGUCUCAAGAGAACUAAUCAAGCCAUCCUCAGAAACUCACCAUCUGAAACCAAACAACCUCUGCCUUUUUGAUCAACUCAUUCCUGAUACUUUCGUCUCUGUCAUUCUCUUCUAUCCCAAUAACAAACUCAAUAUUAUUAUCCAUGAUGAUCAUCAUGAUCACCUCUCCAAAACCAUAACCCAUCUGAAGAAAUCCUUGUCAGAGACACUCACUUUGUACUACCCACUUUCUGGGAGAACCAAAAACAAUCUAUACGUAGAUGAUUUCUCCACUGGUGUUAUUUUCAUAGAAGCCAAAGUCAAAUGUCAAAUGUCAGAGUUUUUUCAGCGAAGGAAAAACGAAUCUCAGAACCUACUAGUCCCAUUCCAACCCUUCUGCAAAGAAAAAACUUGGCCUCCUCUUCCCCCACUUGCCUUUCAGAUCAACCUUUUCUCUUGCGGUGGAAUCGCGCUAGGCAUUUCCAUGUGCCACAAGAAUGCCGACGCCGCAACGCUAAGCAAUUUUCUCAAAUCCUGGACAGCUUUCUUUACCCAAUCUCCCCACAACAUAAUAAAACCCGAUCUCUCUUCUCCUUCUCUUCACUUUCCUUCCAAAACAAACGAGUUUCUUCAAAACUACACUUCUUUGAUGGACCGUAUGUGGUUCGGGGAAGGAGAUUAUGUCACAAAGAGCUUUGUUUUUCGCUCAAAAUCCAUCGAAACUCUUAAACAAAAGGCGAAAAGCGAACGAGUUCCCAACCCGUCUCGCAACGAGGCCAUCUCGUGUUUGAUAUGGAAACACGCGAUGGCGGCUUCUUGGGCUGUGUUUGGAUCCCCUAAGCCAUCCAUUGCUGGCCAAGCGGUGAACAUGAGACCCCGAAUGAAGCCUAAACUCGACGGAGCGGUUGGAAAUUUCUUCUGGUGGGCACUAGCUGCGUUUGAUCCAGACGAAUAUAGCAUUGAGAGCUUUGAUGAUGAUGUGGAGUUGAGUGAUUUAGCGGUACAAAUGCAUGAUGCAACUUCAGGAUUCUUUAGUGGAGAUUUCAUUGAUCAAGUGAUGAGUGGUAACAAAGAGGGAGUGAGUGAGAUUUUGAACCAGCUGGAGUACAUGUGUUCGAUCGAGUUGGCUGAGCCUGACUUCAUUAUGUUCACUAGCUGGAAAGGAUAUUUCAGUGAUGUUGAUUUUGGGUUUGGGAAACCGCUGAGCGUUGGAAGCAUAGGAAAGGUUGGCCCUGCUUUUAGAAAUUUGGUCAUAUUGGUUGACGCUGAUGAUCUGUACGGUAAAGGCUCAGUCGAGGUAUUCAUUACCUUAAAAGCUAAAGAAAUGGCUCUCCUUGAGAGUGACCAAACUUUUGGGUCGUACAUCUGAAAAUCAAUAAUAAACAUAGUAAACGUAUUAGCUGUGGGUGAGCGUGAUCAAUCUAUAUUAUAUAUAUCGAUCAUUAUGAUUUCUAAGUGUGUAUUGUAUUUAAUUUAAAUUCACCUAGUAAUAAUGGUUUUAAAAGAGUGUAUUUGUUUUUGUUUUUUUCUUUCUUGCUAAAGAUCGAAAAUAACAUAUUGUGCAUAUUGUAUUUCUUUUUAAGAAUAUGUUUAAUUAAAUGAUGAGAGAAAUGAUUACUUUGAAAGAAACAAA